Messenger RNA from Micromonas pusilla CCMP1545, 2222 nucleotides. RefSeq lists its product as uncharacterized. Bases 21 to 2138 code for a protein of 705 amino acids. The record is from RefSeq and is a predicted model, not a curated record. The transcript has a single exon. Lineage: Eukaryota; Viridiplantae; Chlorophyta; Mamiellophyceae; Mamiellales; Mamiellaceae. Gene Ontology annotation, biological process: intra-Golgi vesicle-mediated transport. Gene Ontology annotation, cellular component: COG complex.
CCCCGCGGAUCCGCGCGACGAUGGCGCUCGCGCCCGGGCUCGCGCGCAAGGUCAAGAAGGUCCUCGAGACGCGCGCGGACUCCCCCGAGAUCGUCGCGUGCCUCCGAGGCCUCUCCGAGUUCUACACCGAGAACACCCCGGAGGCGAGGCGCGGGCUGCGACUCAGCAUCGAGCGUCGCGGCCUGGACGUGAACAGGGAGUUCCUAGACGCGAGCUCGAACGCGCGCGAUGCGCUGUCCGAGGUGGACGCGCAGCUGGACGGCCUCCUCGCCGGGUGCCAGAGGAUCUCGAGCGCGCUCGACAGCAGCCGCGCGAGGACGCGCGUGCUGCUCCGAGAGACGAGCAGGCUCGCGGAAGAGAAGCGCGCGAUCGAGGAGCGGAAGCGAACGAUCAAGACGUUCUCGGUCGACUUCCAACUCAAAGACGAGGAGAUCGCGCUCUUGAAGAGCGACGACGUCACCGGCGCGUUCUUCGACGCGCUCGCGAGGGUGCAAGAGAUUCACGCCAACUGCCGCGCGCUCCUGCGGACGCGGCAUCAGCGCGCGGGGAUGGAGCUGAUGGAUCAGAUGGCGUCGCAUCAGGAAGCCGCGCACGAGAGGCUGUGCCGCUGGGUCCAAGGCGAGUGCGCCGCGCUCGCGGAGGACGACGCCGGGGAGGUCCCGGAGCUGCUCUCGCGCGCGAUGAGCGCGCUCAGGGCGCGGCCGGUGCUGCACAAGUACUGCGUCGAGGAGGUGUCGCGGACGCGGCACAACGCGCUGUUCCGGCGGUUCAUCAACGCGUUGACGAGGGGCGGGCCGGGGGGGAUCCCGGUGCCGAUUGAAACGCACGCGCCUGAUCCGUUACGUUACGUAGGCGACAUGCUAGGAUGGCUGCAUCAGGCCACCGCGGGGGAGAAGGAGCUCGUGGACGCGCUGUUGUUAGCGGAGACGCCGCGCGAAGGAGGCGGCGACGGCGCGGAGACUGGCGGCGGCGACGGACCAAACGCGGCGUCGCCGAACGCGCCGAGCACGCCCACGCCGCCCGAGGACGAGGACGACGAGCUCGCGGACCCGGCGAAGGUCCUCGACCGCAUCCUCGACGGCGUGUGCCGGCCGUUCAAGGUCCGCGUCGAGCAGGUCCUAUCGUCCACGCCGCCGGCGCUCGUCGCGUUUAAGCUCGGGAACCUCCUGACGUUUUACCGCGGCGUGAUGGUAAAGAUAAUCGGCGCCGACGCCGGGCUCGCGGCGACGAUCGACGAGUGCGGCUCCUCCGCGAAGAUGACGUUCGAGUCUAUGAUACAAAAAGACGCCGACGCGCUCAGGGCGUCGCCGCCGGUGCCGACGGAAACGCUCGCCGCGCCCGCCGCGGUGACGGAAGCGGCGAACAAAGCCGCGGAGUUGCUCACCGCGCUGUCGUCCACGUUCGACGACGGCGCGCGGGGCGCGGACGGCGCGGAAGCGGACGCGUCCACCGCGGACGUGCUAUCUGCCGUGAUCGACCCGGUGAUCGACGCGUGCGAUAGAAGCGCGGAUAUGAUCGAAGCGCAGGUGAAGCGUCACCGGGACGCGGUCGCGGCGACCGGGACGGAGCUCGCACCGUUGCCGACCGCGCACGCGAAGAGGUGGGCGAAGGAGGCGUACUCGAUCAACUGCGCGCACGCGGUCGCGCAGGUGUUGACGCCGUUCCCGCGCGCGACGUCGCUCGUGGAGAAGCUCACGAGCAAGAUCGCGGCGCUCACGAGGAAAGCGGCGGAGGACGAGUCCACGCGAGUGUUGCACUCCGCCGGCCUCGCGGAGAUUCGCGAGCUCAUGUCGCUGUACCAACAACAGAGCGGCGGCGGCGGCGGCGCGGGGGGGAGCGCGCAAACGCAAGUCAUGGCGAGAGACCCCGCGCUCGCGCUAGACGCCGUCGGGCGCGCGCUCGACGCGCUCGUGGACGCCGUGAGCGAGACGACGGCGCCGAUUCCAAAUUUCGACGAGAUCAAGGCGCCGAGGAUCCGCGCCGACGCGCGCGCGGCGUUCGCGUCCGCGGUGACGGAGGCGUACACGCUCGUGUACAUGGCGCUGCUGGAUCCGAACAACGGGUACGGACGGAACGCGAUCGACGCGAUGAAGCACGGGCCGAACGCGCUCUCGACGGUGUUGGGAGGCCUGUACUAGUAGAGUAUCAUAGAACGAGGCGAACGUCGCGAAUUAAUUAGGAGCAGCGUCCGCGGCUUUGUUACGACGGACGAAGCGCGAUCG